Messenger RNA from Acanthocheilonema viteae, 768 nucleotides. Lineage: Eukaryota; Metazoa; Nematoda; Chromadorea; Rhabditida; Onchocercidae. The record is from the annotation of a GenBank genome assembly.
AUGGUUCGUUUGACGGUUGAGUUGAUUAAUGACUCACUUCAAUAUCUUAAUACUGUUCGUGAUCGAGAGUUAAGCUUACGAGCCUGCAAAAUUCCUGUGCUGGAAAAUCUUGGUGUUACGAAGGAUCAGUUCGAUACGAUUGAUUUAACUGAUAAUGAUAUCAGGAAACUGGAGAAUAUUCCUUUGUUGAGACGACUUAGCACACUUCUUAUGCACAAUAAUCGCGUACAGCAGAUAAUGCCGAACAUUGGUGAAGCGUUGCCAUCAUUGAAGACUCUAGCGUUGACGAAUAAUAAUUUAUGUGAAUUGGAUGAUAUUGAUCCUCUAGCGACUUGUCCAAAAUUGGAAUAUCUAACAUUGAUUGGAAACCCAGUAACUCAUAAACCACAAUAUCGUCUUUAUGUAAUAUAUAAAGUACCAUCAGUGCGUGUCCUCGAUUUUAAACGAGUUCGUCUUGCAGAAGCGAUUGCAUCUGCUUCAAGCCUUGCUGAAGUGGAACGAUUGCAAGCAAUUUUACAAAGUGGACGAAUUCCGGAAAGCGGUUGGAACCGUGGAAGCAUUGAUAAUGUAGCAGAAGAAGAUACAAGGAGGAAUGCAGAAGAGAGUAAUGGAUUUGUUGUGGAACAAGAAGAUGAAGGUGACGAUGUUCCUUCACCGCUAGCAAGUCCUACUGGUGAUUUGGAUAAUGAUGUACAGUCUCCAAUAUCAAAUCCACCUGAGGAAAAAAAGUUGGAUAAUGGACAAAUGGAGUACGUGGAAGAAAAAUAA